Messenger RNA from Eruca vesicaria subsp. sativa (arugula), 1476 nucleotides. Lineage: Eukaryota; Viridiplantae; Streptophyta; Magnoliopsida; Brassicales; Brassicaceae. The record is from the annotation of a GenBank genome assembly.
AUGCAAAGUUUUAGUCAGUUAGGACCGUCUGAGAUUUUCUUCAUCGCUAGAAGAGACAACCCAAGUACGAGAGCACAGCUUUGGUUCACUGGUAAACUCCAUUUCCGACAAGAAUCAUUUCGGCUUCGUUUAAAGAACAGAGUAGAGUAUAGCGCAAGACCAGUACCUCCAAAUCUGAUAGCAGCAGAGAAAGAAGAAGCCAAAGCUGUCUUAACACUAUUCUUCAAGAAGCAAGGUUUUAGCAACAGCGUCUCCGUUAGGAUCAUCAACAAAUCUGAUCUCUUCAUUGACCAUUUAGUCUCUAGACUCCACUCUGUCCACAAAGCACGUUACCUCGUAGGCAGAGAGCUCACCACACUCGAGAUACGAGACUCCCUCAUUCCUUACCUCGAACAACUUCAUCAACAACAUGGUCAUCUCCUCUCUGACCUCGUUGUCAGCUUCCCUCAUCCACCAUCACCUCAAGAUCCACCCGUUUCAUCUUCCCCACCACCAGCUCCACUCACACCACCUCGUGUUGUUCACACAGAUUCCGCUAAGAAACUAAGAGCGGUCUCUCGUGUAAGCGAACUCGACACAGAAGGUGCAUUACGUCCUCAGACACUCUACCUUCUCGACCUUGGUUUAAACCUCGAGCAGAUCAAAACAAUCACUCGUAAGUUCGCUGCCUUUCCUUACUAUAGCCUCGAGGGGAAGAUCAAACCUGUUGUUGAGUUUCUUCUAGACCUUGGAGUCCCUAAGUCAGACAUACCAACAAUCCUCUGCAAACGGCCACAGAUUUGUGGGAUCAGCUUAACUGAUAAUCUCAAACCAACAAUGGCUUUCUUGGAGACGUUAGGCAUUGAUAAGAACCAAUGGGCUAAGAUCAUAUACCGUUUUCCAGCUAUCUUGACUUACAGCAGACAGAAACUUACUUCAACCGUUGAGUUCUUAACUCAAACCGGUCUGUCUGAAGAGCAGAUUGGUAAGAUCUUGACUCGGUGUCCGAACAUCAUGAGUUACAGCGUGGAAGACAAGCUACGUCCUACAAUGGAGUACUUCAAGUCUUUAAACGUUGAUGUUGCGAUUCUCCUUCAUCGCUGUCCACAAACUUUUGGUUUAAGCAUUGAGACUAACUUGAAGCCUGUGACUGAGUUUUUUCUAGAGAAGGGUUAUGGUAUAGAUGAGAUUGGGAUCAUGAUCUCUAGGUAUGGAGCUUUGUAUACUUUUAGUUUGAGAGAGAAUCUGAUGCCGAAGUGGGAUUAUUUUCAGACAAUGGAUUAUCCAAACUCGGAGUUGGUGAAGUUUCCGCAGUUUUUCGGGUAUAGUCUUCAGGAGAGGAUCAAGCCGAGGUAUGAGCUGGUGAAGAGAAGUGGAGUGAGACUGUUGUUGAAUCAGGUUUUGUCCUUGUCUGGAGUUGAGUUUGAGAAAGUUGUUAAGAAGAAGAUGUUGAAGAAACUUGUAUCUGAUCAUCAAAGUAGUAGCGAGCUGUUGUGA